GUUUGCAUAUCGAUGCCGGAAAGCAGUGUUGAAAGAGGUAGGCGGGUGAAAUCGAAACGGAAACGGAAACAGAAAAAUGUUGAAGGUGAUGUUAUGGAUGUUGUUAAAAGAGGACCUUCACGGAACCAUGUUAUGAAAUCAGAUAGAAACUCCAGAAAAAAAGCUGAUAGAAAAAAACAAUUUGUAGCUGAUAGAAUUACCAAGGCUGAAUAUGACAGAAUCACUCGAAACCAAACUAUAUAUGAUCUUACUGUUGGCCCUCCACGAGGCUACUUUGGUGGUGUCUGGCCCAUUGACAUAAACGGAUCAAUUCGCCCUAGUCUCAAUGAAUAUUGUAAAGUUGCUUUGAAAAAGUUCAACAAUUACAAAAACAAUAAACAGGAUCCAGAAUUUGUUUUUGUUGACGUUGUCAAGUCAACCCAUGGUAACCCUAGAAUCUAUUAUAUUACCUUUACGGCAAAAAAACAAGAUGCUUCCCCAACAAUUUUCCAGGCCCAUGUUAGGCACCACUUUGAUGGUUCGAUUGAGGUCUUUUCUUGUACCAUCAAAAAAGACUAACCAUGGUGUUAAUGUUUUAGACCUCGCUUUUUAUAAUAUCUUUUAUCUUUGAA
This is a messenger RNA of Vicia villosa (hairy vetch), 611 nucleotides long. RefSeq lists its product as uncharacterized. The coding region runs from base 13 to 558 and encodes 181 amino acids. Lineage: Eukaryota; Viridiplantae; Streptophyta; Magnoliopsida; Fabales; Fabaceae. The record is from RefSeq and is a predicted model, not a curated record. The transcript is spliced from 3 exons.